AUGCUGGGCGGGGCGGCGGGGGGCGCCCGCUCCCGCCCGCCCUCUGACCUCCAGCAAGGUGUGAGCCGGUUCCCGCUAUACUCGCUGUUUCCGGCCCAAGGUGUUGACAGGCAAUCCAUACACAAAGUGACGGAGGGCCUGCUGGGGAGUUCGCUGUCGGCGCUGGGGGCCCCCACGCCGCCGCCGCACUCGCCCUACUCAUCGUACUCGCCCUACUCGCCCUACUCGCCCUACUCGCCGCUGCCCCUGGACCUGCUCGCCUGCUCGCAGCGGCUCCUCCUCGCCGAAAAGGAACCGAACAAAAUGGAGGAGGCUAAGAUUGGCAAAUCGUGCAUGCCCGAGCCUCUCUGCUGCCCUGGUGACCAACGCCAGUUGUUAGAUGGCUUGGGAGUGAUGCAGCCCCUCACGAUAAAGACGGAGCAGGCGAAGCGCGCCUGCAACACUUGCCUCGCCGGCUCCCCCAAGAAGGUGGCGGCGGGGGAGGGGGGCUGCAGCCGCACCAACCCCGUGGCGUGGCUGGGCCUCAACGCGCAGAACGUGCACUUGCAGGUGAAGCGGGAGCCGCACCACCUGCACGUCUCCGAGCUCGUAGCCGUCAAGCUGGAGCAGGCCUCGCCCGGGACCAAGCCCGACCAGCCCGCCAUGCCCGCCAUACCCGCCUCCCUCAACAAUGGGUUCGUUGCAGGUUCGAUUCCCGUGGGCAUCGCGGUGGCGCGGCAGCGCGUGGCCGACGCGGGCCUCCUGGCCGCCCUCGCGCAGAAGGACACCCAGCGGCUACAUGACAUCGACGCGGCGCAGGCGGCCAUGGCGGUGGGCGUGGCCAACGUGCUGUGCGACGAGCGGCCCGGCCCGCUGGCGUGGCCGGCGCCCGCGCCCGCGCCCCCCGCGCCACUCUGGCAGUACCCCGCGCAAGUGUCGAUGGAGAGCAUGAUGGUGGGCGGCGUGGGGUCCGUGGGCGGCGGCGUGUCCACCGUGGGCGGGUACCAGCUGGUGCGCGAGCCCGCGUCGGGCGCGCUGCUGCUGCUGCCUGCGCCGCCCGAGGUGCCGCACACGGUGGUGUGGGGCGGCGUGCCCUACCCGCCGGCGCCGCUGCUGCUGCCGCCCGCGCCCCACCCGCCGCACCACCUGCAGCUGCUGCCCGGCGAGCUGCUCGCCUCCACCGCCACGCUGCAGCACACGCACACGCACUCCACGCGGCUCGUGGCGCUGGCGCCGGCGCCCGCGCCCGCCCACGCGCCCCACGCCGCCCACGCCGCCCACACCGCCCACGCCGACAAGCGAAAGCCCGCCAUGCAGCCGCUGCUCGCGCCGCACGCGCUCAUCAAGAUCGAGCCCGAGCCGCCGCAGGAGAAGGCGCCCUUCGCACCGGAGCCCGCGCCGCAGCCGAUGCUCACGCACCUCUACUACCAGCCCGAGCUCGCGGAGCAGGCGUGCCGCAGCCAGGCCACGUCGCCGGCCGCGCCGCCCACGCCGCCGCCCGACGCGCCCGCCCACCGCGACGCCUCCAACCAGACGGACCACGUGGAUGACGACGAGGACGCGCCCAACCACGCCGACGACGACGAGCGCGAGGUGGCCUGCGUGGGCGUGGCCCACUGCGCCGACGACGCGCCCCACGCGCCCCACGCGGCCGACGGCGGCCUGGCUUCGCCGGGCCCUCCGCCGCCGGCGCCGCUCGUGGACCUCAGCGGCCUGGAGCUCCUCUCGAACAGCAUCGAGCAGUUCGAAAGGACGACGCCGACCACCGGCCCGCCCAACCUAGAUGCGACGCCGCUGACCGUCGACACGAGGCCCCCGGCCAAAUUGAGCAUCAUGAUAAAGACCUCGCCGAAAUCGCCCCCGCGGGCGGACGCGGAGCCCCGCGGGCGCUUCGAGUUCCCGACGACGGAGCCCGUCGACCCGGACCGCACCAAGCCCUCGCUCGAUGGCUUGGAUAUAUUGUGCGCGUUAGCGGAGCAGAGGUUCAUGGAAGAGGUGGUGGAAAGUCCACCGUCGGCCGCCUCGCUGUCGGCGAGGCCGUUCGUUAAAGCCGAGCCGCUGUUGAGUCCGCCCGAGUCGGCCCGGUCCGCGGAAUCGACGAAGAAGGACAAACACAGGCGCAGAGACGAUUCGUCGAACGAGAGGAGGCGGAAGCGCAGUCACGACAGGGAGGAGAGGCUGAGGCACAAGUUGGAGAAGAUGCGCCGCCACAAGCGGGACAGGGACGGGAGAGGGCGCGGCGAGCGGGGGCGAGCUCGAGGCCAGCCUGAGGCGCGUGACGGGCUGUGCGUGCGGAGGGGGGGGGCGGGGGCGGGGGCGGCGGGGUGCGCGCAUGCGGCCGUGCCCUCGGCGCAGGCGCUCGUCAGCGCCAUGGAGAAGGACAUGCGCGAGCGGCUGCAGGAGCUGCAGCGGCAGUGCGACGAGAAGCGAGCGCAGCUGAGCGCGCUCACGCCGCCGCCGCCCGCGCCCGCCGCGCCGCCCACGCCCCCCGCCGCCGCCCUCUCGCCCGACUCCGACAGGGGCUCGUCCAAGAAGCGCAAAGUGGGCAGGCCGCGGAAGGUCUCCAGCCCGGACUCGACCGAGACUAUAGUCGCCAAGAAGCCCAAGUCGAAGAGCAGCCUGGUCGGAUACCUGUUGGCGAAGGGCAAGCUGAAAGGCGGCAUCCUGUGCACCAGGGGAGAGCCGUCCAGGGAGGAGGCGAAUCGGACCAGCAAGGUCCGGCCGAAGUUGAAGGCCGAACCGAUACUCAAAGUGCACUCCGAGGAGGAGGAGAACGAGGGCGGGCUCGACAGGUCGGCCAGCUCGUCGAUGGAGAGCCUCAACGAGGUCCGCCAGAGGAACAGGGAGAGGGUGGACCGCCUGGCGCGGAAGCACUCGAGAGACGAGCGGGCUGAGCCGGAGCCGGCGCGGCGCUCGCGCUGCACGCUGACGGAGGAGCGGCUGGGCGCGGCGCCGCGCGUGCUCACGGCCAUGGGCGGGCUCUUCUACGCCGGCCGGCUCAGCGCCGUGCGCGCGCCCGACGUGUACGCCGUCACGCUCGACGGAGAGCGCGGCAACAAGCCGCACAUCCUCUCGCGCGAGGAGACGCUGCGCGACGCGAUCCUGGAGGUGAGUCCGGCCUCCGCGGCCGAGCUGGCGCCGGGCACGCGCGUCUGCGCCUACUGGUCGCAGCAGUACCGCUGCCUCUACCCCGGCACCGUGGCGCCCUCCUCGCCCGCGCCCGGCGCUGAGCCCGACCCCUUCGUGGCCGUCGAGUUCGACGACGGCGACUCGGGCCGCAUCGCGCUCGAGGACAUCCGCCUGCUGGAGCCCGACUACCCCGUCGUCGAGUACGAGAACACGCUGUUCACGCUCGGCAAGCGGCGGCGUCACGCCAGCGCCGCGGACGAGAAGAAGCCGGCCGCCGGCGGCGAGCCCAUGGAGCCCGAGCGGCCCGAGGAGCCCGAGCAGUCCGAGGAGCCCGACCGCCACAGGGAGCGCAAGAGGCUCAAGAAGCACCGCAAGGACAAGCUCAGGCGCCGCUCCAGCGCGGAGGAGCUCGUCGCCGCGGACCACGUGAAGAGGAAGAAGAAGAAGCACAAGUGCUGCGAGGAGCACUGCAAACACCGCAAGCACCACAAGAAGCACCACCGCAAGCGCAAGAAGCGGCACCACUCCGGCUGCAGGGAGCCGUGCAGCUCCUCCGGCGAGGAGCAGCCCGGCCGCUCGGGCUCCGCCGACGGGGAGUCCGCCAAGGGCGUGGACGACUCGCCGCUCGCUCUCGUGAGCGCCGUCCCGGAGUCGGGCGACGGCGGGAAGGUCCCUCCGAAGGGCGCGAGCGAGGAGGUCGCGGAGGCGCCCAAGAAGAAGGCGCCGGAGGGCGUGAGCAAGAUGGCGGCCUUCCUGCCGGGCGGCGCGCUGUGGCGCUGGCGCGGCGCGCCCUACCGCCGCUCGGCGCGCGCGCGCCAGCGCAAGCUCUUCUUCCGCGCCAUCACGCGCGGCGACGAGACGCUGCACGUGGGCGAGGCGGCCGUGUUCCUGUCGACGGGGCGCGCCGACCGGCCCUACAUCGGGCGCAUCUGCGCGCUGUGGGAGGCGCGCGGCGCCAUGGCGGUGCGCGUGCAGUGGUUCUACCACCCCGAGGAGGCGGCGGGCUGGCGCGGCGCGCUGCAGCUGGCGCGCGGCCUCUUCGAGUCGCCGCACACGGACGAGAACGACGUGCAGACCAUCUCGCACCGCUGCGAGGUGCUGCCGCUGCACGAGUACCGCGCGCGCCUGGCCGCCGCCGCCGACGCCGACGACCUCUACUACCUGGCGGGCCGCUACGAGCCGGCGCGGCGCGCGCUCGCCCUGCGGCCCGACGUGCCGCUGGCGCCCGCCGCGCCCGACGCGCCCGACGCGCCCGACGCGCCCGACGCGCCCGACGCGCCCGACGCGCCCGACGCGCCCUUCUCUCCU
Iphiclides podalirius (scarce swallowtail) is the source of this 4416-nucleotide messenger RNA. Lineage: Eukaryota; Metazoa; Arthropoda; Insecta; Lepidoptera; Papilionidae. The record is from the annotation of a GenBank genome assembly.